CCUAAAAAAAAUCCCCCACAUAACACACGCAAAGCAAGCACACCGUCCGUUGCAGAUUACUACCACCACCUCCCCAAAAUCCCAAUCGAAUCGAAAUCGAAUCGAGUCGAGUCGCCGCCGGAGCCGGAGACGGAGGCGGCAGCGGCGCAGCGGUAAUGGCGAGCCUCACCCUGCCGCCGGCGCCCACCAACCCUCGCCAGGACGCCAUCGACCUCCACAAGGCCUUCAAAGGGUUUGGCUGUGAUAGUACAACAGUUAUAAAUAUACUUACUCAUCGUGACUCGAUGCAACGCGCGCUCAUUCAACAGGAAUACAGGACUAUGUAUUCUGAGGAUCUCUCUCGCCGUAUAUCAUCUGAACUCAGUGGACACCACAAGAAAGCAAUGCUGCUAUGGAUUCUUGAUCCUGCUGGACGAGAUGCAACUGUUUUGAGAGAAGCUCUGAGUGGUGAUACUAUUGACCUGAGAGCAGCCACUGAGAUAAUAUGUUCCAGGACACCAUCGCAGCUGCAAAUAAUGAAACAGACUUAUCAUGCAAAAUUUGGUACUUAUCUUGAGCACGACAUUGGUCAGCGCACAUCAGGCGACCAUCAGAAGCUCUUGCUUGCUUAUGUGGGGAUUCCACGCUAUGAAGGUCCUGAGGUUGAUCCUACUAUAGUGACACACGAUGCAAAGGACCUCUAUAAAGCUGGUGAGAAAAGGCUGGGCACUGAUGAGAAGACCUUCAUCCGCAUUUUCACUGAACGCAGCUGGGCACACAUGGCAUCUGUUGCCUCUGCUUACCAUCAUAUGUAUGAUCGGUCACUGGAGAAGGUUGUGAAGAGCGAAACAUCUGGAAACUUUGAACUUGCUCUGCUAACUAUCCUCAGAUGCGCUGAGAAUCCAGCCAAGUAUUUUGCAAAGGUCUUGCGGAAGUCCAUGAAAGGUAUGGGCACUGAUGAUAGUACACUUAUAAGGGUUGUAGUAACAAGGACUGAGAUCGACAUGCAAUAUAUCAAGGCUGAGUACUACAAGAAAUACAAAAAAUCAUUAGCUGAAGCUAUCCAUUCCGAGACCUCAGGAAAUUAUCGAACAUUCCUCCUUUCUCUAGUUGGUAGCCAUUAGGCUACAUUUCGUCGACCCUGUGGCACUUGACGUUCCAUGACUAUCCUAAAUGCAGUGGUUCUACCUGGAAACUGUAAAAUUUCGCCAUCAUUGUGCUCUCUAUUCGUGUGUGCUUGCUUAAAAAUGUGUGUAUAUAUAUAACCUGGGCAUUAAAUAGUUGGUGCUUAAUAUGGUUUGGUGGUUCCAUCUGACAAGUCACUCGUUACUCGGUGCAUUUAUUCGAAUAAGUGAUGGUAUUUGGUCAUA
Messenger RNA from Oryza sativa Japonica Group (Japanese rice), 1349 nucleotides. RefSeq names its product annexin D5. The record is from RefSeq and is a predicted model, not a curated record. Gene Ontology annotation, molecular function: calcium-dependent phospholipid binding; calcium ion binding. Gene Ontology annotation, cellular component: cytoplasm. NCBI's taxonomy places the organism in Eukaryota, Viridiplantae, Streptophyta, Magnoliopsida, Poales, Poaceae.